AUGGUACCGCAGAGCGGCAUGCCUUCACCAGUGGCAGCACGAGGUCCUCCAUACGUCCCUACAGUAUGGGCAUUGGGUGGGUCUCCAGUAAGAAGCGUCGACCUUCCAGUGCAAUCGAUCUUCUUGGUCUUCUUCGUGAUGGGAGCAGCUGUACAUAUGAGAAUCUUCCGACAGAACAAAUCCAGAGGUCACAAGUUUCUGCCAAACAUAUUUAUGUUCGGCUUCUGUAUGGAGCGCAUCUUGACAUCGAUAGUACGGCUAGCAUCAGUGUCACAUCCGACGAGCAUCUCGCUCGCGAUAGCUGCGCAAAUGUUCGUCUCGGCUGGUGUAGUCAUCCUGUUCGUCAUUAACAUCGUCUUCGCAAUGCGCCUUGUCCGUUCCAUACAUCCUUCUUUCGGCUGGCAUCCUGCUUUUGGCAUUGCGUUCAAGGUCCUUUGCGUACUGCUUGUAUUCACGAUUAUCACAGUCAUUAGUGCCUCGGUCCAAAGUUUCUUUACUCUCAACAAAAACAUUCAGGCUACUACUCGAGGCCUCCAACGAUUCGGUGCAAUAUUUCUCGCCAUUCUCGCCACGCUACCGUUACCUAUGGUUUUCGCUACAAUUACCGCCCCCUAUUCGUCGAUUGACAAGUUUGGCGUCGGCCGACUGCGCACAAGAGUUUUCACUCUGCUCAUCAGCACAACACUUCUAGCCCUCGGUGCAUGGUAUCGCUGCGGUGUUAUUUUGCAAGCCCCCACGCCGCGGUCGGAACCUCUACCCGGGUAUCUUGGAAAAGGAGCAUUCUACUUCUUCAACUUCUUCGUGGAAAUCCAAACGAUCCUCAUGUAUGCUAUUUUUCGCGUGGAUCUUCGGUGGUAUAUACCCGACGGCGCCCAUGGCGAAGGGAGCUAUUCUCAGCCGCAGGUUCAUCGAGACGUGGAGAAGCAAGAGUCUCGGUCAGCAUCCUCGGAUAAAACACGAUAUGAAACCCAAUCUCUCAGGACAAUAAAAGAAGACGAUGAAGAGGACAGAGAGGUGACUACCGAGAAACCCACCUGGCCACUUGGACCACCCAGAAUCAUAGAAAUCGAUCUCGGAAACGCAUCAAGCGGCUCUCUCACACCGCCACCACCAAUAGUCCCAGACACAAGGCGAAGUUCAGGUCGCAGUUCAUACGCCCGCCCAAAAACAGCAGAUAGAUCCGUGCGCAGCUCCAUCCUCUCGGAGCGUUUCUCCGUCCUCAUGGCCAAAUCCACAAAUACCCUCUCGGUCUUCGCAACCGCCGAGCAAAAAAAGCGAUGGCGCGAAAGCGAAGAAGCAAGAAUCGUUCGACGCCUAGGCGGUCCCUGGCAACAACUCUCCAGUCCCACCGACACAUCGUUUAGCUACUCAACCCGCAGUCCAACGCGAAGCGGGUUUCGCCCUAGCACAGCUGGAAGCCAUGCUUUUGAGCCUCCGAGUCCAGUCCAUUUCCGAAGCGCUUCCGAUGCGCCUACCCUGCCAGAUGUGGUCUCUGCGGGCGGCUGGACACCGAGAAUCGACUGGGAAUUCAAGAGUCCGCAGCGCUUCUUGAGUUUGAAGAGGAAAACUUUGCUCGGGUUGAAUAUUACUACAUGA
This is a messenger RNA of Bipolaris zeicola 26-R-13, 1596 nucleotides long. RefSeq lists its product as uncharacterized. The transcript has 3 exons. The record is from RefSeq and is a predicted model, not a curated record. NCBI's taxonomy places the organism in Eukaryota, Fungi, Ascomycota, Dothideomycetes, Pleosporales, Pleosporaceae. Bases 1 to 1596 code for a protein of 531 amino acids.